Sabethes cyaneus is the source of this 882-nucleotide messenger RNA. RefSeq lists its product as uncharacterized. Lineage: Eukaryota; Metazoa; Arthropoda; Insecta; Diptera; Culicidae. The record is from RefSeq and is a predicted model, not a curated record. Bases 1 to 882 code for a protein of 293 amino acids. The transcript has a single exon. Gene Ontology annotation, biological process: DNA integration. Gene Ontology annotation, molecular function: nucleic acid binding.
AUGGCACAAGAUCAAUUGAUUCGCAUUGGAGGCCGACUACGGCAAGCUCAUUUGCCAUUCGACAGUAAGCACCAAAUUCUUCUCCCGUCAACUCACGCUUUCUCCAGCUUGCUUGUGCGACAUUACCAUGAAAAGCAUUUGCAUGCCGCCCCUCAACUAUUGCUGACUAUUCUUCGACUUCGCUACUGGAUUACCGGAGCUAGGAAUCUUGCUAAACGGAUUAUUCACAAAUGCAUCGCUUGUUUUCGAGCACGUCCGCGGCUCGUGGAGCAGUUUAUGGCAGAGCUCCCAGCAUCGCGUAUUACAGAAGCUAGACCAUUUUCAGUAACGGGAGUGGACUAUUGGGGUCCAAUUAUGCUAAAACCGUGCCAUCGUCGUGCUGCGCCGAGAAAGGCGUAUGUGGCGGUGUUUGUAUGCUUCACUACGAAAGCUGUUCACUUAGAACUGGUUCCGGAGCUUACCACUUCCAAAUUCAUGCAAGCGUUGCGGCGUUUUGUGUCCCGUCGUGGAUUAUGCGCAGACUUAUAUAGCGACAACGGUCGCAACUUUGUGGGAGCAGCAAACGAGCUACGUCAGCUGGUUCACACUGCAGAAUGCCAACAAACUAUUGCUCACGAGUGUGCAUCGAAUGGAAUUCGAUGGCACUUCAAUCCACCAAAGGCCUCUCACUUUGGGGGUCUUUGGGAAGCUUCUAUUUACUCUGCCCAAAAGCACUUUGUUCGUGUUGUUGGGAAUCACACUUUAGCAUACGACGAAAUGGAGACAUUGCUAUCUCAAAUAGAAUGCUGCCUCAACUCCAGACCGAUAGUCCCAUUGAGCGAUGAUCCGACCGAUUUCGAACCGCUUACUCCUGGUCCUGGCCUUAACGGGUGCCGCACUUAA